AUGGCUCACGCUGCUCACCACACACUCCCCUUCGAGGCUCGCAUUAAGCAUGGUGCGAAGCACAUCCUCGCUCAUGACAGGGCUCGCGCCCAGAAGCUCAUGAAGGGUCUCCACCCUCAUGGACCUAUGGCUAAUCUCAGCAUACGGGACAUUUUCCACCACCACCAUGGAGGGUCGUCGGCUCCGUCCACUGAGCCACCUCAGCCCGCGCCUGUUCCCCCGGCUGGUGAUCCUGAGGCAGCGAGCAACUCGAUCGAUGUCACCGACGCAGGUGUCACUUACACCAUGCCUAUCGGAGUCGGUAACCCUCCGACUCAGUACACUCUCCUGAUAGAUACUGGUAGCUCUAAUACCUGGGUUGGCGCCGACAAGGAAUACAAGCCCACAAGCACCAGCCACAGCACGCGAAAUCAAGUGAAUGUCACUUAUGGAUCUGGCUCCUUCACUGGGACCGAGUACGAAGACCAAAUCUCUUUGGGAGGCAACCUGGUAAUUCAAAAGCAAUCCGUUGGUGUAGCUUCGAAGGCCACGGGAUUUCAAGGCGUCGACGGCAUUCUUGGAAUUGGGCCCGUUGGAUUGACCGUCGGAACCGUUCACAACACGAGGGCCGUGCCAACUGUUACGGACAACCUGUUCCAACAGAAGAUGAUCCCCACCGAAUCCAUUGGAAUCUCCUUCAACCCCACUACCGCAAAUGGUUCCAUUAAUGGAGAACUCACUUUUGGAGGCACUGACUUGUCUCGCUUUUCUAAAGACGUGAACUAUGUUCCAAUCACCAAAACAUCUCCCGCAAGUCAUUAUUGGGGAAUCGACCAGACUAUCUCCUACGGAAAGAACAUGCCUAUUUUGAAAUCUCGGGCAGGAAUUGUCGACACAGGAACCACUCUCUUGAUGAUUGCCAGCGAUGCUUUCAAAGCUUACGAGAAAGCCACCGGUGCGACGAUGGAUCGCACUACUGGGCUUCUCACCGUCACGGAAGAACAGUUUGGGAAGAUGGAGAGUUUGUUCUUCGAAAUUGGUUCUACGGCUUAUGAGCUUAUUCCGGACGCGCAAAUCUGGCCGCGAGCUCUCAAUGACAUGUUGGGAGGCGAAGCCGGUAAAAUAUACCUCAUCGUAGCUGACAUGGGCACUAACAGUGGUUCCGGCCUCGACUUCAUUAAUGGCUUUGGAUUCCUCCAGCGCUUCUAUAGCGUGUACGACACGACCAACAAUCGCGUUGGACUAGCGAACACUCCGUUUACUAUGACCACUACCAACUGA
Messenger RNA from Cyclocybe aegerita, 1260 nucleotides. Lineage: Eukaryota; Fungi; Basidiomycota; Agaricomycetes; Agaricales; Hemipholiotaceae. The record is from the annotation of a GenBank genome assembly.